Molecule: messenger RNA, 2019 nt
Organism: Sipha flava (yellow sugarcane aphid)
Lineage: Eukaryota; Metazoa; Arthropoda; Insecta; Hemiptera; Aphididae
Gene: Gycbeta100B
Product: guanylate cyclase soluble subunit beta-1
Exons: 14
Coding region: 115-1920 (601 amino acids)
Biological process (GO): cGMP biosynthetic process; response to oxygen levels
Cellular component (GO): guanylate cyclase complex, soluble
Molecular function (GO): guanylate cyclase activity; heme binding
Source: RefSeq, a predicted model, not a curated record
CCCCUCGUCAGUGUACGGUCGACCAACAAAACGACACGCAUGUGUUUCGCUCCGUUCCGUCGGGACACUGUCGAUCUUUAGGCGAACUUCUGCGGAUAAACACCGACAACCGAAAUGUACGGGUUCGUGAACUACGCUUUGGAGCUGCUGGUACUGAAAACGUUCGGCGAAGAGACAUGGGAAAAAAUCAAGAAGGACGCAGAGGUGACGAUGGACGGCCAGUUUUUGGUCAGACAGAUUUACGACGACGAGAUCACGUACAAUCUAGUGUCGUCGGCCGCGCAAAUUCUCGAACUGCCGGCCAGCAGCAUACUAGAACUGUUCGGGAAGAUGUUUUUCGAGUUUUGUCAAGAUUCCGGUUACGAUAAAAUCCUACAGGUGCUCGGAGCCACACCCCGGGACUUUCUUCAAAAUUUGGACGCUUUACACGAUCACUUGGGCACACUGUAUCCGGGUAUGAGAGCCCCGUCCUUCCGGUGCACCGAAAGGACCGAGGACGGAGCGCUCGUUUUACAUUACUAUUCCGAUCGCCCCGGUUUGGAGUACAUAGUCAUUGGCAUUGUUAAGACCGUCGCUAGCAAACUUCACAACACCGAGGUAGAAGUGGAGAUAUUGCAAACCAAAGAAGAAUGCGAUCACGUGCAGUUUUUAAUAACCGAGAAAAACAACACGGGCCAACGUCAAAACGAUCAGACUGCAGAAGUUGAGACACUAUCGCAAGAACCGAAAAUUAGUCCGGCCACGUUUUGCCAUGUGUUCCCAUUCCAUUUGAUGUUCGACAGAGACUUGAACGUCCUUCAAACCGGUUGCACUAUCGCAAGAGUAAUACCCAUGGUACAAGGGCCAGAACCAUGCAAAUUAACACAGAUAUUAUACCCCGUAAGACCUCAUUUGGAAUUGACAUUCGACAACAUUCUAGCGCACAUCAACACUGUAUACGUUCUGAACACUAAACCGGGAAUCAUGGAUGAUGAUUCCAACGAUGGUUGUUCAAUAUCUUUGCGGCUAAAAGGCCAGAUGCUGUACGUACCGGAAACGGAUCUGAUGUUGUUUUUGUGCUACCCGAGCGUCGUGAACUUAGACGAUUUGAUCAAGCGUGGGCUGUAUAUAAGCGACAUACCAUUGCACGACGCCACCAGGGAUUUGGUAUUGAUGUCCGAGCAAUUCGAAGCUGAUUACAAACUGACCAGGGACUUGGAGUUCUUGACCGACAAACUUCAGCAGACAUAUAGAGAGCUGGAGAGCGAAAAACAAAAAACAGACAGACUGCUGUACUCCGUUUUGCCGAUCAGUGUGGCGACGGAGUUGAGACACAAACGGCCGGUUCCGCCGAAAAGGUUCGAGUGCGUGACGCUGCUGUUUUCCGGCAUAGUCGGCUUCAGCGACUAUUGUGCCGGUCACGCGGACUCGAAAGGCGCCAUGAAAAUCGUUCGGAUGCUCAACCAGCUCUACACGGCUUUCGACGUGCUCACCGACCCGAAGAAAAACAAAAACGUCUACAAGGUGGAGACCGUCGGCGACAAGUACAUGGCGGUCAGCGGACUGCCGGAACCAUGCGAGGAUCACGUACGGUGCAUUGCCCGGCUGGCGUUGGACAUGAUGGAUCUCAGUCACACGGUGGUCGUGGACGGCGUGCCCGUGCGCAUAACAAUAGGCAUACACAGCGGCGAGGUGGUCACCGGCGUGAUCGGUCAUCGGAUGCCUCGGUACUGUUUGUUCGGCAACACCGUGAACUUGACCAGCAGGACGGAGACCACGGGUAUACCGGGAAAGAUCAACGUCUCGGAAAAUGCGUACAAUGUGCUGAAUCAGAGCAACAACUGGGACCCGCAGUUCGAGUUGACCUACAGAGGACUGGUGCCAAUGAAGGGAAAACCGGAACCCAUGAAAGUUUGGAUUUUGACCAGGAAGCCGAUCUAGACGCGGUAUUACGCGAAACGCGGCGUGGAACACGAUAUCGUAUAUUACAUCGAAUAGUAAAUUUUCUUCUAAUCCCCCCGUCCCGUUUGGCUGUCGUAG